This is a messenger RNA of Andrographis paniculata, 872 nucleotides long. RefSeq names its product blue copper protein 1a-like. The record is from RefSeq and is a predicted model, not a curated record. The coding region runs from base 73 to 633 and encodes 186 amino acids. Lineage: Eukaryota; Viridiplantae; Streptophyta; Magnoliopsida; Lamiales; Acanthaceae. Gene Ontology annotation, molecular function: electron transfer activity. The transcript has 2 exons.
CAUCAACACAUCAAUCAAAUUUGCAAUCUUCACAUCACAAAUCAAAGAUUGCAAACAAACUAAACCCAAUCAAUGGCAAUGAAUUUUGCAGUGAAACUUGCCCUACUUAUUGCAGCAACAUCAGCCAUAUCUGCCAUUGCCAUGCCCAUCAAGAACUGCAACAACACCAAUACACCAAUCUGGAAUCACACCAAUACCAAUACCAAUACCUUUUGGGGCGUCGGCUACGGCUACGGCUACGGCCACAAGAACAAUGCCAGUCAUGUCUCCACCACGCACGUAGUCGGGGGAUCCGACAACUGGCGCUUCGGCUUUAACUACACCGAUUGGGCCAUCAAGUCCGGCCCCUUUUACUUAAACGACACUUUAGUGUUUAAGUAUGAUCCUCCUAACGGCACGACGUUCCCACACAGCGUGUACCUCCUGCCGAACUAUCGGAGCUUUGAGAACUGCGAUCUCCGGUGGGCAAGGAAAAUUGGCGAUGCGAAUGCCGGGGAUGGGGAAGGAUUGCAGUUUGUGUUUAAACGGUGGCAGCCGCAUUACUUUGCGUGCGGCGAGCGCAACGGCUUGCACUGCAAGGCCGGGCUCAUGAAAUUCACGGUCUGGCCGAAGAUCCCAGCUUGGAACUAUUGAUGGCUACCUUAAAUUAAUUAGCUCAGAUCUUAUGGUUCCAAAUUGUUAUUCUCAUUCAGUCAAAUUAAUGUAUGCAUUUUUAUAGAAUAAGCUCUGUCUUUGUAUUGUGAUUCUUCGAUUCAUCGAUCUAUGUAAUGGUAUUAAUGUUGUUGCUGUUUAUUUCUUGAAUUAUAUAUUGAGAAUAUGAUAGGCUAGUAGUAGUUCUAUUGUGAUCUCUAUUUGAUGUUUUGUGAGGCUGC